Phragmites australis (common reed) is the source of this 738-nucleotide messenger RNA. RefSeq names its product protein SLOW GREEN 1, chloroplastic-like. NCBI's taxonomy places the organism in Eukaryota, Viridiplantae, Streptophyta, Magnoliopsida, Poales, Poaceae. The transcript has 4 exons. Gene Ontology annotation, molecular function: protein binding. Bases 126 to 680 code for a protein of 184 amino acids. The record is from RefSeq and is a predicted model, not a curated record.
UCGAAGGGCAGGACGAGCAUCAAGAAUCCAAAGAAAGGAAGCAGCAGGACGAGGUUGAGGACACGAAAGAGGACGAGAGAGAGGUGAAAGAGAACGAGGAGGAGGAGAACGACGAUGAGGUGCGGAUGUAUUCGGCGAUUCUGAGCCGCAAUCCGGGCGACGCGCUCAAGUGCGCGCUGUACGCCAAGAUGAGGCGCGCGGACUGGGGCGGCGCGCUGCGGUACUCGCGGCGGCUGCGUGACGCCGAGCCCGGGGAGGUGGAGUGGCGGCUGAUAGAGGCGCAGCUGCACGAGCUCAGCGGGGACCUUGCCAAGGCCGAGCGACGGUUCAGGGAGGUCCUGGCGCGGGAGCCCCUCCUCGUCCGGGCUCUCCAUGGGCUCACACUGUGUAUGCAUAAGAGAUUUGAAGGCCCUACUGUUUUUGAAAUGCUUGAACAUUCUUUGCAACUUGCGAUUUCUGAGAAAAGGGUCCCAGAAGAGCGCAACAUAAAGCCUUUGAUUGCACAAAUGCAUGUUGUGAUGGGUCAGUUGGAUGUUGCAUCUGAGAAACUACGAAAUGUCAUAAAUGAGGAUCCUCGAGAUUUUCGGCCUCAUCUUUGCCAGCGCAUUGUUUAUGCACUUUUAGACAAAAAAGAAGCAGAUGAGCAAUUUGAUAUAUAUAGAAAGCCUUGUGCCGGAUAAAUUUCCAGAUAAGAGUUUUAUUAAUGAUGUUAUCCUAGCAGCCAAAAUGGAGUCAAAU